AUGCGUUCGCAGAAGAUGAUGCGCCGAAAGAAGAAUGUGAAGAAGGGAAUUCAGUUUUGUUUGAUGGUCUGUGGUGCCUCGGGAACAGGCAGAACGACCUUCGUCAACACUCUCUGCAGCAAGAGUGUGCUAGCACACAAGGAGUCCGAUGAUGCAUCUGCUGCCCACAUCGAAGAUGGCGUCAAGAUUAAACCCAUCACCGUUGAGCUCGAGUUGGACGAGGAGGGUACUCGUAUCUCCUUGACCAUUGUCGACACCCCCGGUUUUGGUGAUCAAAUUGACAAUGAGGCAAGCUUCUCAGAGAUUGUCGGAUACCUCGAGAGACAAUAUGACGAUAUCUUGGCAGAGGAGUCGCGUAUCAAGCGAAACCCCAGAUUCAGGGACAACCGGGUACACGCUAUGCUGUACUUCAUUACUCCCACCGGUCAUGGUCUCCGCGAACUCGACAUCGAACUGAUGAAGCGUCUUGCUCCCCGCGUCAACGUCAUUCCAGUCAUCGGUCGAGCCGAUUCACUGACACCUGCCGAGCUCGCCGAGUCCAAGAAACUGGUUAUGGAGGACAUUGAGCAUUACCGAAUCCCCGUCUACAAUUUCCCUUAUGAUAUUGAAGAGGAUGAUGAAGACACUGUCGAAGAAAAUGCCGAGCUUAGGGGUCUCAUGCCCUUCGCCAUUGUUGGCUCCGAGGAUGUUAUCGAGAUCGGCGGUCGUCAAGUUCGAGCCCGGCAGUAUCCGUGGGGUGUCGUCGAAGUUGACAACCCUCGCCAUUCCGACUUCCUGGCUAUCCGGUCUGCUUUACUUCACAGCCAUCUUGCCGAUCUCAAGGAAAUCACUCAUGACUUCUUGUACGAAAAUUACCGUACCGAGAAGCUUAGCAAGAGCGUUGAAGGUGGUGCUGGAGUUGAUUCUUCCAUGAACCCCGAGGACCUGGCAUCUCAGUCCGUCCGCCUAAAGGAGGAGCAGCUUCGCCGUGAAGAGGAGAAGCUCCGUGAGAUAGAGGUCAAGGUCCAGCGCGAGAUCAACGAGAAGCGACAGGAGCUUUUGGCUCGCGAAUCCCAACUUCGCGAGAUCGAGGCAAGAAUGCAACGUGAGGCUGCCGCCGUUGCCACUUCAGGAACACCAGAGGCAAAUGGCGACCACGAUGGAAAUUAAAUGGCCUAGCACCUACGUCUUUUCUACCCACGUCCGUUAUUGUGGACUGUCGG
Durotheca rogersii is the source of this 1202-nucleotide messenger RNA. RefSeq names its product septin. The transcript has 6 exons. The coding region runs from base 1 to 1149 and encodes 382 amino acids. Gene Ontology annotation, molecular function: molecular adaptor activity; GTPase activity; GTP binding. Gene Ontology annotation, cellular component: cell division site; septin ring; microtubule cytoskeleton. The record is from RefSeq and is a predicted model, not a curated record. Gene Ontology annotation, biological process: cytoskeleton-dependent cytokinesis. Lineage: Eukaryota; Fungi; Ascomycota; Sordariomycetes; Xylariales; Xylariaceae.